This is a messenger RNA of Fusarium poae, 3006 nucleotides long. RefSeq lists its product as uncharacterized. NCBI's taxonomy places the organism in Eukaryota, Fungi, Ascomycota, Sordariomycetes, Hypocreales, Nectriaceae. The coding region runs from base 1 to 3006 and encodes 1001 amino acids. Gene Ontology annotation, biological process: proteolysis. The record is from RefSeq and is a predicted model, not a curated record. The transcript has 5 exons. Gene Ontology annotation, molecular function: serine-type endopeptidase activity.
AUGGGCGAAUAUUCCGAUUCUGAAGAUGACGAGGACUGUCGCCCAGGCAACAAGGACACGUCGAGCAUACGUUUAAGCCUACUGAAUGCCGUCAAGGAGAAACUAAACGAUGGACAAGAAGUUAAGCACUCAAUGGCUGGAUAUAAAAAGAUGCUCGAGAAAUGCGCUAAAGACGACAAAGACAUUAAUAAGACGAUCCUGCACUGGAUCGUGAACAUCGCGUCAUCCCACGAUAGAAGUGAUAGGUUAUUUUUCGAGGCCGCCGAAACGCUCGUCGACAUCGCUAUGGAGCACGAUGAGACUUUGAUAAAAGAGAUGGAUAAACGAAAUGAUACGCCAUUACAUCAAGCCAUUAUGUUUGAGCACCGUAGGGGACGCAAAAUCACAGAACGUAUGAUUCGCGCUGGCAAAUACAGCCCCUUUUUCAAGGAGGCUAUUUCGAUGACCAAUUCGACAGGCGAGAAUGCGUUGCACCUGGCAAUAAAUAGAGAUUGGCCGGUUGCCUUGCAACUUAUCACCAUCUCUGACAGGAAAGCAUUUUUACAAACGCGCAAACUCGUACAGCAAGGUGCCUCUCAUAAUGAUGGCAAUACUCCUCUACACGACGCAGUCGAUAAAGGUCGUGUUGUUUUUGAAAGACCUAAAUGUUCUGAGGGCGAUUCAAUGUGUAAGAAAUGCAAAAAAGCCGCAGAAGACAUCGAUACAAGCGCCACUGCUGCUGUUGAGAGUGUCAAAAUGCUCAUACGUCGCUGUGGUGAAGCAUUGAAAACGAAGAACACCAAGGGCGAAUCGCCUUAUCUUUACCACAUCAGGACAAUGGAGACUCACUAUCGACCGACAGCAAAACAAAGGCUUAACCAUGAGGCUACCCAAGCUUCCCAGGCCGGUCCUGCCUCCACUACUACCCAGGGACGUGUGUACGCCGGCAACGCAACAGGAUGUUCCAGGGUAUCAUGUAUUGAUACUGCAAGAUCUAUUGAAACGGUUCUUGUAGAAUCUAACUUUUCUAUCGGUGACUUCAAGGAUGCUUGUUCGUGUUUCUUCGGCGAAGACACUGAUGAGUAUGGUACCGGUUGCCCUUUCCGGCCUGUUCGGGCAAUCUUUGGUACCGCAUACCAAAUCUACCAGAAACUUCUUCCCACGGGCACUCAAACCCUAUCUCAUGUUGAUCUUGUGCUCAGCACAAACGUAGAACAAUCGGGGAAUGAGGACAGAAUAGCAAUUUUUGACCACUGGAGUCGAAAUAUGGAGAGCCUCAAAAAAAUGUUCAACAUGCUACGAAACCACGGCAUAAAACGGAUUCUUAAGGUGACGAUCCACGACAAUGAGCAGACGCCUUCCAGUGAUAACACUAUUCAAGCUUGUCUUAAUGGCUUUGAUGUCAGGUAUCUCGAUUGGAACGAGCCAGACCUGUGCAUUAAUGUUAUACGCUCUGGCUGGGAAGAUGACGAUGAAUACAGAAAGACGGUUGAUUUAUUUACUUCAGAUCUUCGGUUAAGAAUAUCACUCAUUCGAAAGAAGCUGAUCAUAGUAUCGGAACAUCAAUUCUGCAUUGACAGCAUUUUGAAUACCAAAAACUACAUGAAAACCAUCGACGACUUCCUCUUAAAGCCAGCGCCAACAUGGAGGGUCAAUAAGGCAAAGAAGGAUAAGAUAUCACAAGAAGAUAAGAUUCAAACUGAUCAAGACCAUCUUGCCUCACUGUCAUCAACUCUAGGGUGCGUUGAGGAGCAGAUCCGCCAACUCAUUCCCUCAGCCGUAUCUGAGAAGAUCAACAUCACUGAGAGCCAUGGGCAUGCCGACAAGGAUGGACAUCGAUCUUCUGAAUACAAGAUGAUAGCUCCUAAACGUGAAACUGUCAUAUCAUCAACGACCCAAAAUAAUGAUGUGGCACAGCAUGAUUUCUGCUAUCAAGAACCCACGGUCAUACCAGGGGACGUAUACAUAGUCCAUCUACACGAUGCGGUUGGCAAUCAGAUCAAUGUUGCUACUCAUUUCACAAUAACGCCUAAGGUUCUAGAUCCUCCUCCUGCCUCCACCAAGGCCUCCGAUACAAGAAUCAGUACAAUCCCACCAGAGGACAGCCAUUCAGUAGUUCCGGAUAUCAACAGAUGGGUCGCAUGCGUAGAAGCCUUCAGGAAAAAGCGAUUUUCACCUCAAAAGGGGAAGACCAAGAUUAAAGUUGCACUCAUCGACGACGGUGUUGACUUUUAUCAGCUCGAGUCCUCUAUCCGAGUUCCGGGAUGGCCAGCGUUAAGUGGAGACAGCGACGACAUGCCAUGGUGGCACUCAGACGGUGGCCAUGGCACUCAGAUGGCAAGAAUGAUUACAAAUGUAUGCCCCGAAGUGCAAUUCCUAGUGGCCAAACUAGGCGGUAGUAGUGGUGGCCGACUAAGUAAUGGUAAUGCUGCUGAAGCAGCAAAGGCUGUCCGGUGGGCGAUUAAAAACAAGGUCGACAUUAUUUCCAUGAGUUGGAGUAUACUCAAAUCAGCCCAAAACGAAGAAGAUGUAGCAAGUCUUGAAGAGCAGAUCAAGGAGGCUGCUAAAAACAAUAUCAUCAUGUAUUGUGCGGCUACAGACAAUAACGACUAUGGCGAGAACGACAAAGUCUUUCCUCAUUGUACAGACACAAACGCCAUACGGAUUGUCGGUUCAGGGACAGAGGCUGGAAAGCCGUCUGAAUUCGUCAACGAGAAGCAGGUGCACUAUCUCUUUCCCGGUGAGGGCAUCAAACAACUUGGGGAUCAAAGUGGAAGCUCCGCUGCCACUGCGUUGGCAGCCGGUUUGGCUGCCCUUCUUCUAUGGUGUUUUCAGAACUCAGAGAAGCCGCAAGACAUCAGUCAAAUCGCCAAUCCAUCUGCUAUGGGCAUUGUGAUGGAGAACAUCAAGUCAGAUGGAACGAAGUGGGUAAAUGUUACAAAAAUCCUUGGAAAGGAUGAGCCGUCUACCAUUGACGGUGUGGUUGACUACUGUGUAUCAGCUUUGAGAGUGAAAGGACGAGGUUGA